AACAGUAAUAAACAAAACACCUGAAAACGCACACAAAUUGUUGGACACCAAAAAAUUUCCAGAAAAAAUUAUAAAAUUUUAAUAAAAUUAACUAGAAAUAAUAACCAACCAACAUGGCCCACUAUAAAGGCGCUGCCAGUGAAGCUGGGCGUGCUGCCCAGUUAAUGAAGAAACGUGAAAUCCAGCAACAAGAAAUAGAGUUUCGCAAAAAGAAAAUUGAGGAGGAGCUGAAAUUGGAUAAAAUAGAAAAUAAAUUCGCCACCCAUUAUGAUGCAGUGGAGCAACAGCUCAAAACCUCCACCAUUGGUUUGGUCACUUUGGAUGAGAUGAAAGCCAAACAGGAGGACAUAGUGAGAGAACGGGAAAAGAAAUUGGCCCAAAAAAAAGAUGAAAAAGAAAGAGAGAAACAGAAAGCUCUGGAAGCUAUACAGGCGGAGAAAAACAAGCAGAAAAAACAAAUACAGGCAUUAUCAUUUAGUUUUAAUGAUGACGAGGAAGGCGAGGAGGAGGACGAAGACGGUAACGGUGAAGAAGAUGAAGAGCAAAAGGAAAUGGAAGAACAGAGAAAAAAGGAAAAGGAACUAAAAGUAAAAUUGGACAAGGCGAAAGCUGAAAAGAAGAAAUGGACAGAACUAAAUCCCGAUGAAACGGUGCCAGUGAUUAAAAAGAAAAUUUUUAAAAAUCCCGAUGUAGACACCAGUUUCCUGCCCGAUCGAGAACGUGAGGAAGAGGAAAAUCGCUUGCGGGAACAAUUACGACAGGAAUGGGUCAUGCAACAAGCAGCGCUUAAAGAUCAAGAAAUACCCAUUACGUUUUCCUAUUGGGAUGGCUCCGGUCAUCGUCGUAGUGUGGUCAUGAAAAAGGGUAAUUCUAUUUAUCAGUUUUUACAAAAAUGUCUGGAACUGCUGCGCAAAGAAUUCAAUGAACUUAAAACUGUUAUGGCUGAUCAAUUAAUGUACGUUAAAGAGGAUUUAAUACUGCCACAUCAUUACACAUUCUAUGAUUUCAUAGUGACAAAGGCCCGUGGUAAAUCGGGGCCUCUCUUCCAGUUUGAUGUGCACGACGACAUACGUUUGACUAGUGAUGCCUCGGUGGAAAAGGAAGAAUCGCACGCCGGUAAAGUUUUAUUGCGUUCAUGGUAUGAACGUAAUAAACAUAUUUUUCCCGCCAGUCGUUGGGAACCCUAUGAUCCUACGAAGUCGUAUGAUAAAUAUACUAUUAAGGAUAAGAAGAAAUAGAUUUUAUGGAAUUUUAUAAGUAGGACAAUGGUACAAAAUAAAAUACAAGUAAAUAAA
Molecule: messenger RNA, 1295 nt
Organism: Lucilia sericata (common green bottle fly)
Lineage: Eukaryota; Metazoa; Arthropoda; Insecta; Diptera; Calliphoridae
Product: protein FAM50 homolog
Exons: 1
Coding region: 114-1238 (374 amino acids)
Biological process (GO): chromatin organization
Cellular component (GO): nucleus
Source: RefSeq, a predicted model, not a curated record